ACACACUUUUUACCUACCCUCUCUAUUGGAGAUGCAUCAAAUCUCCAAUUAAAGUGUAGUGCUUCAAAUACACCUCAAAUUGGGGUUUUUUCCGGUUCUGCUACACCUAAUUAACCUAUCCGAGUCCCUGUUGUCCGUCCAAAUGCCAUACAAUUGAGACCUUGCAAAAGAGUGUAGCAGCGGCCAGAGAGAAUGGCCACCGCCACAUUCCGGUUGCCGACGGCGUCAUUGCUUCCGCGCUCUCAUUCCUCUUCUGCUCCUCUCAAGCAGCGACGUAGUUCUAGAGCCGUGUGCUCAGUCAGCCGUAGAAGCAGUGCCGAAAUCCCCUUCCCUCCGGUCAACCCUGGAGACCCCUUCCUGAUGAAGCUGGCUUCUGCCGUUGCUAGAAACCCGGAAGCCGUCCUUAAUCGGACUGUGAACUCUGAUGUGCCUCCGUAUUUGGACAUCUACGACUCCCCUAAACUCAUGGCCACUCCUGCGCAGGUGGAGAGGUCAGGAUCAUACAGAAAUUCUAGGUCACGUGAACCUCCUCCAGAUUUACCAUCAUUGUUGCUCGAGGGUAGAAUAGUAUAUAUUGGGAUGCCAUUGGUGUCUGCAGUCACAGAGCUUGUACUGGCACAGUUGAUGUACCUGCAAUAUAUGGACCCUGAGCAGCCAAUUUAUCUUUACAUCAACUCUACCGGGACAAUCCGCGAUGAUGGAGAGAUCGUUGCUUUGGAAUAUGAAGGUUUUGCAAUUUAUGAUGCUAUGAUGCAAAUUAAAAACAAAUCCUACCUCUUUGAUAUGCAGAUUCAUACUGUUGGAGUUGGUGCUGCCAUAGGCCAGGCCUGCCUCUUGCUUGCUGCUGGAACUAAAGGGAAAAGGUUUAUGCUGCCACAUGCAAAAGCUAUGAUUCAACAGCCUCGUGUACCUUCAACUGGGUUGCUGCCUGCUAGUGAUGUUAUAAUUCGUGCUAGAGAGGCAUUACUACAAAGAGAUCUCCUUGUCGAACUUUUGGCCAAGCACACUGGAAAUCCAGUAGAGGUUGUGGCUAAUAAGAUGAAAAGAUCAUUUUACAUGGAUCCUACAAGAGCAAUAGAAUUUGGCGUUGCUGACAAGAUCGUUCGACGUGGUGAGGAGACUAUUAUAUCCCCCUCAAAGGAUUCGGAGAAUAAUCCUAGGUAUUAGAUCCGAUGAUGCUUAUAAGUAAUUCCAAGAAACAGUUAAAUGGUAAUUGCCAUUUUUGUGUGUUUUUUCCAUUGGCCAUGUUUUCUUGCAUGGUAGUGUAGAUCUUAAGUACCCAAGUUUGUAUUUGGUCAUAGCUUUUGCUGGUAUAUGUAUAUUACAGUAUUGUUAAGAUGAGAACCAUAUUGCAUGCCUUAGUUUGUACUCUCUAUCUCUUCCUGUCCGGAUUUAGUUCACUUU
This is a messenger RNA of Cuscuta campestris, 1404 nucleotides long. The record is from the annotation of a GenBank genome assembly. NCBI's taxonomy places the organism in Eukaryota, Viridiplantae, Streptophyta, Magnoliopsida, Solanales, Convolvulaceae.